GUUACGUACAUACAAAUAGGUUUUUCUGAGAAAAUGCCAACCCUCGCCUGUUUUUUAGACAUAGAUAACGCGUACAAUAAUGUGUUGGUAGAAAAAGUUGUAACUACAUUAGAUGAUUUGUCGGUAGGUUCUAAAGUAUGCAAUUACUUGUGGAAAUUUCUUACUAGAAGGAAGCUUAAAAUUAAAAGUGAUAGUUUGACAGAUUGUGAAAGGUGGUGUAGAAAGGGACUAGCUCAAGGUGACCCUAUGUCUCCUUUGAUAUUCAAUAUUGUUACUCAUAAAAUAGCUAAGUUUACACAAAAUGUAAUGUUGUCUCAAUAUGCGGAUGAUUUUGUCAUAUACAAAAGGUCAUGUAACUUGAACGAAAGUAUAAUGAGCGUACAAGUGUCACUCAGUGAAAUAGCAAUUAAGUUAGAAGAAAUAGGAUUAGAAAUAUCGAAUAGUAAAACUAAAGCUUGUUUAUUUACUAGAAGACGGAAAAUACUGCCCAUUAAUCUAACUCAUGGAAAUAACUUAAUAUGUUUAGUGGACAAAAUAAAAUACUUAGGUUUCUGGUUGGAUAAAGCAUUACUAUUUAGCAGCCAUAUAAAUGAAAUUCUUGUAAAGAUAUCCAAAUACGUUAAUAUAUUGAAAGUUCUGUCCGGGCCGACGUGGGGUGUACACCCUUCUCAUUUAAGGAGAAUUUAUAUAGCGCUAAUUCGUAGUAGGAUGGACUAUGCAUGUUUUUUGUAUGACUGUAGUGCUAACUCCCACGUAACGAAAUUAGAUAAGCUUCAGAAUCAAGCCUUAAGAGUAAUAGGUGGCUUUAUAAAAACUACUCCGAUUCAUGUAAUGGAGUCUGAGUUAACUAUAGUACCUUUACAUAUACGUAGAUCUUAUUUGGCUUACAAAUAUUGUCUUAAAUGUUUAACAUGGACCAAUAAUAAAACUGUUGAAUUUCUAGAAGUACUUGAAUUAUCUUCUAGAUGUAGGUACUGGCUAAGGAAAAAAUCACCAUUGCUUGCAACUGUUUACUCCGACGUAAAGCAUGAAAGGAUAUUUACCUCAAAUCCCCUUAAAAUGUUCAGUCUGGAUACUUGGGUUUCUAAUAUUCGUUUCAGAGAUGUAAUUCGUACUAAUUUAGAUUUAGUGCAAUGUGCAAAGAAAUUAUACCAUCCUAGCGAUAUAAGAAACAAUGUUUUAUUGGAACUAAGUGAAAAAUAUGGAGAUUGGCACAAAGUCUAUACAGAUGCAUCAAAGACUGAAACUAGUAUAGGAGCCGCAUAUUUUGACCCAGUGUUUAAAACCAAAAGUUGUUACAACAUAAUUUCAGAAAUUUGUAUUAUGUCGGCGGAGUUAUUUGCGAUCUCAGAGGCGAUAUCUUAUGCAAUUAGUUUAAAAUGCAGAAAUAUCGUCAUUUUUACAGACAGUAAAAGUGCUUUGCAACAUGUAGCUCGCUGCGCCUCUGGAAACAGAGGUACAGCGAUAGCUUACACUGUGCUUGAUAAAUUGUACACUUUACCUACUGAUAUGUCUUUGAGACUUCAAUGGAUCCCCGCACACAUAGGAUUGAGUGGAAAUGAGGAGGUUGACAUUUUAGCCAAAGAAGCCUGCACAAUUGGAUCAGAAGUUUACAUUACUCCAGACUUUACAGAAAAAUUACAUACAUACAAUAAGAAAAUACGUGGGAUAUGGAAAGUACACUUUGAUGAGCGUUGUAAAGAAAAAGGUAUAUGGUACAGGACUAUGCAGUGUGAACCUCCUCAUAUUCCUUGGUUUAUGAAUGCUAGGUUAAGUAGGAAAUUAAUUAAGAUAGGAUUAAGACUUCGUUCAGGACACAUUCCUCUGAAAAAGUUCGCUUUUAUGAUGAAGAAAGUGCCAUCCCCAAACUGCGAAGCUUGCAAUGUUGUAGAGGAUGUCCAACAUGUAUUGGUGGAAUGUGUGCGGAACGAAGGUAAUAGACAAUUGUUAAUGAAGUCACUAAAUCUUAAUAGGUUAGAUGUAGGCGUAUUUCAAAGCAUUUUGGCUGCACCAAUCUCUGAAGAGGCAAAGGAGAUAUAUUUAUUUGUGUAUAAUUAUAUUAGUCAGUAUACUGUCAGGCCGUAGAUGAUUGUAAUUUAGUUUAAGGUACGAUGGGACUGGCGUAAUCUUAAGAUUAAAAGUCCCUAAAUAAAUAAAGGAUUUA
Cydia fagiglandana is the source of this 2164-nucleotide messenger RNA. RefSeq lists its product as uncharacterized. Bases 34 to 2085 code for a protein of 683 amino acids. The record is from RefSeq and is a predicted model, not a curated record. The transcript has a single exon. Gene Ontology annotation, molecular function: RNA-DNA hybrid ribonuclease activity; nucleic acid binding. NCBI's taxonomy places the organism in Eukaryota, Metazoa, Arthropoda, Insecta, Lepidoptera, Tortricidae.